This is a messenger RNA of Mesocricetus auratus (golden hamster), 1050 nucleotides long. RefSeq names its product glutathione peroxidase 5 (gene Gpx5). The coding region runs from base 1 to 666 and encodes 221 amino acids. Gene Ontology annotation, molecular function: glutathione peroxidase activity. NCBI's taxonomy places the organism in Eukaryota, Metazoa, Chordata, Mammalia, Rodentia, Cricetidae. The transcript has 5 exons. The record is from RefSeq and is a predicted model, not a curated record. Gene Ontology annotation, biological process: response to oxidative stress.
AUGACUAUGAAGUUAAGAGUCUUCUGUCUUGUCCCACUUCUUCUAGCCAGUUAUGUGCAGGCAACCCCCAGGCGGGAAAAGAUGAAGAGGGAUUGCUACACAGAUGUGAAAGGCACCAUCUAUGACUACGAGGCUUUUGCUAUUAACGGGAAGGAACGCAUUCAGUUCAAGCAGUAUGCAGGCAAACACGUCCUCUUUGUCAACGUGGCUACCUAUUGUGGUCUGACAAUGCAGUACCCUGAACUGAAUGCACUCCAGGAGGAGUUGAAGCCAUUGGGCUUGGUUGUGUUGGGCUUUCCCUGCAAUCAAUUUGGAAAGCAAGAACCAGGAGAAAAUUUAGAGAUUCUUCCUGGGCUCAAGUAUGUUCGUCCUGGAGGAGGAUAUUUACCUAAUUUCCAGCUUUUUGCAAAAGGGGAUGUAAAUGGUGAAAAAGAACAGAAAAUCUUCACCUUCUUGAAGCACUCCUGCCCUCACCCCUCAGAGGUUGUGGCCUCAAACAAACAUAUCUACUGGGAGCCAAUAAAAGUCCAUGACAUCCGGUGGAACUUUGAGAAGUUCCUGGUGGGACCCAAUGGAGUCCCUGUCAUGCGCUGGUUUCACCAAGCUCCAGUUAGCACUGUCAAGGCUGAUAUCCUGGCGUACCUGAAGCAAUUCAAAACCAAGUAGGAAGACUAGUCUUCAGAGCCCAUCCUACUUCUCCCUUAAAGAGCUGUUCUGAAAACAUCCAUCUUCGCAUCCCACUCUUUACUUACUGCCCAAGUCACUCCUAACUUGCCUAUGUCCCUUCCCUGCACAAAGUGGAUUUAUGUCUGGAAAGCAGCUGAGAGGGAGUGGGGGGAAAGUGGGGAAAACCAGCAUAAUUCUAUUUUAAUUAAAACAUUAAAAAGAAAAACUAAGAUAAUGCCCCUAUGUAUUUGGGGCAUUCUCUUUUCUUUUGUUUGUUUGUUUGCUUGCUUGCUUAGGUUUGGGGCAGGGGGUUCAAGAUGAUUGAUGUAUGCUCCUGUAAACAAGGGGUGGAGGCAGAGAAAAAUCAAGAAUUCAAGAUCAUCC